AAAGCAGGACGGAAGUGUGUCUUCCCCGACUCUGGAAUACAGACCGGAAAUGUGGCUGGUCUGUAGGCUUUCGGCACGUUAGCGCGAUAGAAUUACUGUAGAGCCACUAUCUCCCAAUAGAAUUGAGGACGGUAACUGUCCAGGGUGGAAUCUGUCUCUGGCCAAGUUUUUAGGUUUGCGAACAGAAGAAUUGAGUGUUGGGAGUAGGCCCUAGUGAUCGGAUCCCAGCGUGGGUUCCCCCGGGAUAGAGUUGCUGGGGACGCCGAGGUUUCUUGGUCAGGGCCAUGGCGGACUCGAAGCUGCUAGUGCCGGAGCUGAGCGAAGCUGAGGCAGCGGACACUGAGACGGCACGUUUCGAGGAACUACUGCUGCAGGCCUCCAAGGAGCUCCAGCAAGCCCAGAUGAGCAGACAAGACUCAACAAAGAUCCAACCUCAGCCUGGUUUCUGUGUAAAGACCAGCUCCUCCGAAGGGAAGGUUUUCAUCAAUAUCUGUCACUCUCCCUCCAUCCCUCCCCCGGCUGACCUGACGGAGGAUGAGCUGCUUCAGAUGUUGGAGGAGGACCAAGCCGGCUUCCGCAUCCCCAUGAGUCUGGGAGAGCCUCACGCUGAGCUGGAUGCAAAAGGCCAGGGUUGUACCGCCUAUGAUGUGGCUGUCAACAGCGACUUCUACCGGAGGAUGCAGAAUAGCGAUUUCCUGCGGGAGCUCGUCAUCACCAUAGCCAGGGAGGGCCUUGAGGACAAGUACAGCUUGCAGCUGAGUUCAGAGUGGCGUUUGUUGAAGAAUCGGCCUUUCCUGGGUUCCAUCUCGCAGCAAAACAUCCGUUCCCAGCAGCGUCCUCGGAUCCAGGAGCUGGGCAACUUGGUAGCACCAGACCUCCCUGUAGCUGAAGAAGGCCCUGAGAAGCCUCACCUGAACCUCUGGCUGGAAGCCCCUGACCUCCUCCUGGCUGAAAUUGACCUGCCCAAGCUGCCUUCUGGGUCUGUUCUUACUACCCCAAUAUGCAAAACGGAUAGUGGAUUGAUGUCACCACAUCCCCAGGACGGAGCCCUGGGACUGUCACUGGAGAUCGGGGAGAACCGCUUGGUGAUGGGGGGCCCCCAGCAGCUCUACCAUCUCGAUGUUCACAUCCCCCUGCGCAUCAAUUCUGACAAGAGCAAGGCAGCCUUUCAUCGGAUGAGAAAGCUGAUGGUGGCCAUGCCCCUUCUGGCAGCGCCUUCCUGACCAGGCAUGUGGAGUCUGGGGGUGUUUGAAAAUAAAGGACCUUUGCUUUUG
This is a messenger RNA of Sorex araneus (European shrew), 1274 nucleotides long. RefSeq names its product PIH1 domain containing 1 (gene PIH1D1). The record is from RefSeq and is a predicted model, not a curated record. The transcript is spliced from 9 exons. Gene Ontology annotation, biological process: box C/D snoRNP assembly; rRNA processing. NCBI's taxonomy places the organism in Eukaryota, Metazoa, Chordata, Mammalia, Eulipotyphla, Soricidae. Gene Ontology annotation, cellular component: ribonucleoprotein complex; cytoplasm; R2TP complex. The coding region runs from base 285 to 1223 and encodes 312 amino acids.